UCGCGAGACAAGAGAACGCGCUAAUCGUUCGUUAAUACAGUGCUGUGCUUUUAUUUUAGUGACAGUGGAUAUUAACCAGACCGAAUUUCUGCUAGCAUUAAGGUUUUAGAUUAGGUAACGAUGUCGAAGGUCGAACGAAAAGAGUUUCAAGAAACGAGCAUACGACGAACGGUAUCGCCGAUUCGAUCGUCCCAGCAAAAUUUAUCGCAAUUCGAUAGCAACUUAGAUUAUCUGCUUGAAGAUCUGCAAAAUUCCGUAUCUAGGCCGGGCAGCUCCUUGGGAUACCACACCGCGAGCAGAUCUUCCAACACUUUGGAGUCGAACCGCACCAACUCCCUUAACAGAAUCACCCCGUUAAAGUCGUCCAAUCCUGUCACGGAGUAUUCUUCUGAUGACGCUUACACUUAUACGACUCCCGACGGAAGAAAAGUAAAGGAAUACAAAAAAGAAAAGUAUCAGAUGUACAAAUCAAGCGGAGGAAGCGAUGUGACGGAUAAAGGUAGAAUGCAGAGUAGCAUCAAUCAACUCGAUUCCUUACUCGAUGAUUUGCAGCAAGUGAAAAAGUCGUCAUCUUCGUACACCGAAAGAGAAACGUACACUGGCGCUGAUCCAGCCUUUCAAAACAAGACAACAAGCGUAAAUCGCGAACUGCACUAUGGAGACACGCCGAACCGGUCCAGAUCCACAGAAAGAUCAACGGAAGUCAAAAAGUACUCCUCAGAAGGUACUUAUGGUGACUUGAGACCAAUCCGGCCAAUUUCUCCAUCGUCGAGGACCUCGACCCUCUCCAAGCAAACGAAGGUGACCAACGUGCAGAAAUACCCGAUGGAAGUGGUGGAAACCAUCCACCCCGACAUCGACCCGGACGUCUUGGCACAUUUGGACCCCAACCUGCGACCACCAGGCAACACGAAAGUGACCACCACCAUAAAAACGUACACGUACGAGAUUCCCGGUUCGGGCGAUUACCCAACCAACCUGAAAUCCGACACUUCCGUCGACGAAAAGUACAUUUACUCCCCGAAUAAAUCCAUCACGACGCCGAGCAAAAGUUUUGUGUACCAGAAAACCGAGAACCAAGAGAACACCGUUUACAGGCCGGAGCCGAAAUGGCAAACCACCAAGCAGUACUACAAAGAUUCCCAGAUGGAACACGUUGAAAAAUAUGCGCCACCUGCGGCGCCCAUUUCACCCGCCACCACCGUGGUUAAAGAGGUGGUGACCACCAGGAACUACCAACCCGGUUACAUCCCAGAACCGCAACCGCCAACCGAGAGGACUUAUCUCUACAACGAAACCACCUCCACGAAGAAUAUCAACGGGUACCCCCAGGAACCGCCCAGACACGAAACAUACAUCAUCAAGGACACCAGGAACACCACCACCAACAACAGGACCCUGCCUUACUCCGAUAGACCAGAUUACCCAGUUGGUAAUCCACCAAAUGAAACUUACAUAUACAAAGAAUCAAACACCACAAAUCGUGUUGUUAAUCCGCCUUACACAAAUGGAUAUCCACCGAGCACAGAUAAAACUUACAUUUACAAACAUGAGAGUACCACCACCAACAAUUAUGGACCUGGAGGACCACGAACAGGUCCGCCGCCGUCGGGCAGGCCAAAAACUCCGGUCGACGUCGACACUUUCGACCCCAAAAACCCGCCGUACGGGCGCAAACCCAACGAACCCGUCAACAUCACCUACAAAUACACUUCCAACAGCACCACUUCGAACAACUACAAGGGCGGCUACCCGGACGACGAGGGCCCGAACUUGAGGCCGAAAAAAUUCCCCACUGACGACGAAAUCGUCGAUUCUGGGCCGCCGAAGAGACUCGACGAUCUCAUGGCCACCAUCGGAAGAGAGCCACCGAAUAGUCCGUUAAACUCAGGAUUUAAUCAGCAUGAAGACGAGCUGGCUACACAAAGGAAGGUGGACACUUUGAAGAGGCAACAAGAGGAAGCGGACGAACAAAAAAAGGAGCCCGUCAUGAAGGCUAAGAAUGUUUCUGGGCCCCCUGUAUAUUACCCACCCGGACACGAGAUGUUCGCCAAGAAGGAGGAAAGUCAGGCUGGAUGGAGAGCAGAGGGUGGUUAUGCAAAGGGCAAAGGAAUGUAUGAAUACGAGGCCAGCAGCAAGAGUAAAUCGAAAAGUAAAUCAGGUGCCACGGUCGUUCCAGUUUGCCUUCCUUUGUGUUGUGGAUUACCAUGUGCUUUACUGUAAAUAUAAUUUUAAAAUGCUCAAUUAAUAUUUGACGACGAAUUCUCAAGUGCCUUAAUUAUAGUUUUAAACAAGCCACACAUGAUUAUCCAUAAAGCCUUAUUAUCUAUAUACCUCAAAUUAAUCAAAUUUAAUUUUUAUAUUUAAUAUUAAGGGCAGCAAGUGGCAACUUAUUAAUGUAUAAAUGUAAUGUAUUUAAUUUAAACUGUAAAUAAAUAAAACUUCCCUAUAGGCAGCUUUUUGUAAACAUUUAUUAAUAAUGAUCUUAACAAUAAGUUAACAGAAUAAUUGUAUUUAUUUAGUACUUCUUGCCUUAACAAAUACACAUGACUAACUGUAAAAAUGUAUUUUAUUAUAAAAAAUAAAUUGUCACACUACAAAGGCGUUUUACUUCUCUCCUGUACCAACCCUAAAAGCGCGCAGUCUGCUUCCAACAACGUUAGAUCUUUUUCAAAGCCGAGAAACCUUGUCGACAACUCCAAUUCUUUUAUCAUCAAUCGUACCUUACUGCCUCUUACAUAACUUUCACCAUUUUUCUUUGGCCUAGGACAAACGCAAUGAAACUUCCAACCAAAGUCCACGUACAAGUCAUCGUCAACAAUGUGGAAUAUUUUACCUAUAACAACUUUGCCUUCCGGAUCCCCCAACUAAAAUAAAAAAAUAAAUUGAUCAGAUGUACAAACUAUGAAUUAAACUCACAUCUAUAAACUUUGAGUGCCUCAAUAAAGAAGCAAACGUCUCCAACUUGACUUCAGGUUUCUUUUCCUUCAAAUCUUCAAAUUUAUCGAACGCCUGAGCAUAACCUCCCUGCGUUGGAACUCUGUCUGUAGCAUCUGCAUCCGAUGAAAAUAAAGCCGAACCCGUUUUAAUACUGCUUUUGUACGCUUUUAGUUUGCUUAUAUUGCGAAUUAAAGUCAAAGAAGCGAACAUUUUGAUUUUUAUAACCUAGAAAUAUCAUGUGUCAA
Brassicogethes aeneus is the source of this 3185-nucleotide messenger RNA. Lineage: Eukaryota; Metazoa; Arthropoda; Insecta; Coleoptera; Nitidulidae. The record is from the annotation of a GenBank genome assembly.